AUGCUAUCAAGAGCAGUGUUUUCCUCCGCCAAUCGUCGCGUAUGGAAGAUCGCCAACGUGGAUGCUCUCCGCCACUUGUCCACGUCUGGUCCACCUCCAUCUGUUCCACCAAAGUCUCCUUAUAACAUUGAACCGGAUACCGCUGACAAGUCGAAAGAAGAGAUGCGUCUGCACUACAGAUCAAACGAAGAAUCGGAAUUUAAGCUUGGAAAGCAUCGUUCGAAUGCACUGGAGCUCGUUGAGAAAUUCCCAAUUAUUGAAGUAGAGGGAGAAAUGGCAAUUUGUGACGGUGGAGGUGGUGCCCUUGGUCACCCUCUCGAAUAUAUCAGUUUGGAACGUCCCGGAGUAGUUGAGCGUUGCAAAUACUGUGGACUACGUUAUGCGUCGAAAAAGUGGCACAAAGCGUAA
Messenger RNA from Cylindrotheca closterium, 408 nucleotides. NCBI's taxonomy places the organism in Eukaryota, Bacillariophyta, Bacillariophyceae, Bacillariales, Bacillariaceae. The record is from the annotation of a GenBank genome assembly.